Molecule: messenger RNA, 5137 nt
Organism: Saccoglossus kowalevskii
Lineage: Eukaryota; Metazoa; Hemichordata; Enteropneusta; Harrimaniidae
Product: S phase cyclin A-associated protein in the endoplasmic reticulum-like
Molecular function (GO): zinc ion binding; nucleic acid binding
Source: RefSeq, a predicted model, not a curated record
CUUAGUGAUUCAUACCUUUGGAUUUGCCGUAAGGUUGAAAGGUAACACAGGUGAAAUAUUUUUCAGUACUCAAUAUCAAGAGAACUACAUUAUGGUUUUAAUUUCUACGUUGUAGCGGUGUGUUAUAAUGAGUGAUCAGCGAAAACGCCGAGUGAAUUCAGCGGGGAAAUGCAGGCCGAAUAGCACUAGUGACAACAGGAAAAACGAUAGAGAAACUGUAAUCGGGACGAACUCUGCCAGUAGUAGGACGAAAAUAUCCCCCAGUUCGUCGAAUUAUAAGAGUAAUUUUCAACGUACCAACAGUUAUGACAAAGUACGGACAUUAGUUGAAAAAGAAGGUAGAAUAGCUCGGAAUCUGGUUGUGUGGAAUGUACCGUUUGAAGAUAGUGACGACAGUGAUGGACAAGCUAAAUCAAGAUCACCGCGUAAAUUCAAACCAAGAAGCCGAACCACAUCACUUGGAACACAGAGGAAAGCUACCAAGUCAUCCAGAGAUAGUGCAAGUGGAAGAAGUAGAGCAGUGGUCAAACCAGGCUCACCGGUCAAACCGGCUAAAAAGAUAGACCUACGUGCCAGAUACUGGGCAUUCUUAUUUGAUAAUUUGGAACGUGCUGUGGAUGAGAUAUACCAGACAUGUGAAGUUGAUGAGAGUAUUGUGGAGUGCAAGGAGGUGAUUAUGAUGCUCACAAACUGUACCAGAGAUUUUGACUCCUUGAUAGAAAGGAUUCGUUUACAGACUGCAUUUGAAAAAGCUGAUGCAGAGAAUAGACCAACUUCUCUUGCGUGGGAAGUUAGGAAGUCCUCACCAGGUAAAUCCCUGGUAGCUGGCUCCUCUGGAGACAGAGGUUCCCCUAGUCCGGUGAAUAGAAGUCUGAAUUUCUCCUCACAGGGCACCACCAAACCAGGAGUUUCAUUCAACUCACAAUCAGGUGGUUUAAGCUGGGCUGAUAAAGUUAAAGGAUCAGUCACGGUGAAGUCAUCAGUGGAAACUCAAGACAAAGAGAUCGUAGGAAACCAAGGCCAGAUAGCCAAGGAGGUGGAAGAUGGAGAUGGCUGGGAAACUGUACAGAGAAAGGAAAAGGGAAAACAGAAUAAAUGCAGACAGUUACAACAGAGUUCACCAAAGCAGUGGGAAAGUUUUAAUAGCGGAAAUCGUGAAUAUCUUAAAAACCAUGUCAGUAAUACAGAGCCAAGUAGAUCUGUAAGUUAUGAAGGAAGGACUAGAGUGGAUAGUGAGAAGGAAAACCAACCAAUUAAAAAUACAGAAGAUUUGAGUGUCAGAGUUGUGAAAAGUAUGGGUGAGCUGGAAAAACAGUUGAAAUCAUCUUUAAAAUUAGAAAUAUUAACUACAGAAGAAAAUAGUCUAAAAAAGACUAACCUUGUUGAUUCAAAAGAUGAGAAUGCACAUGGAGUUGAAAAACUUGUGGAAUGCAGUCCUCCUAAAGAAGGAACAGAGCAUGUUGUAACCUCUGAUAACGAAAUGAAGCAAGAAGAUGAUGAACUGGCAUCUCAGCUGCAAAGUGCUAUGGUGGCAGUACUUGAUGAAGAAGAGACGUUAACUACACAAUUAGAGAAAUGUCAAGAAGAGGCGAUGGCGUCUGCAAUAGAAGAGGAAGAAAAACUUUUCAAAGAAAUUGAAGAAGAAGAGAAUAAAGAAAUUGUAGUUGAAACAGAAAAUGAAGAGGAAAGUGAUCUUGGGAAUACUAUGAGCUCCUUGGAGUUGUCUCAAAAGACGUUGGACUGGGGUGAUAUCAUUGAUCAGUAUGAUAAACGAGAGACAUCAUCUUGGGGUGAUAUCGUAGAGUCAACUGAGAGGUCACCAGGUCAUGCAUUACAUAUGCAUGAGAAGUUGUCGUCACCAUCAAGAAAAAGAAUAAGAACUCGUGCUGAGUCACAGAGAAUCCAUGAAGAGAAACAGGCCAAGGCUCAACAGCUACGAGAGAAAUUGCAAGAAGAAAAAGCGCAUAAAUUGCGAAUGCUUAAUGAAAGGAUAAAUGAAGUGAGAGCCUGGAAGAAUGUAAUUCAUCAACAACAAAAGAAGGAAAUGGAAGACAAACUUCACAAAGCAGAAGAGAAAAGAACAUUACAGUUACAGGCUGUCAUAAAAAAAGCACAGGAAGAAGAGGCAAAAGUGAAUGAGAUUGCAUUCAUCAAUACACUUGAAGCUCAAAACAAACGUCAUGAAAUAUUAACACGAUACGAACUGAAUGAAGCCAGGCUGCAAGAUAUAGUGGAGGAAAGACAAAGAAGACAGGAGGAGAAAGCUGCAAAAGAAGAGGCUGCACAGGAAAGAAGGCGUGCCUUAGAAGAGGAAAGAUUGGCUAAAUUGGAAGCCAUGCAAAGACAUAGAAAAGACCAAGAAUCUAAGAUAACUGAAAUAAAAUCGCAACGAGAUAUGGCAAGGGAAGAAACUGCUAAAUCCAAAGCCAGAGAGAGAGAAAUACGUCUUGCUGCAUUGGAUGCUGCACAGAAAGCCAAAGAGGAGGAAAUUCAGAAGAAAAUACAACAGAAGCAUGACCAAAGCACUAAGAGACACACAAAACUGAUAGAAGAGAGACGAGAGAAAGCAAUGGAGCUCAGUACACUUCGUAAUUUCGCAACUACUGAUAUUGUACCACAGCAGACACCCUACGAGAAAAAGAAAUUUUGUUCUGUUUGUAGCGUAUUGAUUUCUUCUGAGGUGUACCUACUCAGUCAUUUACAUGGAAAGAAACACAAACAAACAAUACAAGACAGUUUGCAAGGCAAGACAAUGUCAGAGGAAGAAAUGGAAAACCAUUCUUGGAAACAAAUCAUCAAUGCACCAGAAGCCAGAAGUGAUCCACAAAUGGUGGCUGAAAAGGAGAGACAAAAAACAUUUCGCAAGAGAGCCCGAAAGAUUCGACAGAGAAUGUCUUCCAAGGGCAAGGAUUAUGAUAACAACCUCCAUCAGUGCAAGCCACUAGGAAGCGAUUCAGAAAACAGAGCUAAACUUCAGAAAGCUGUGAAAGAUAUCAAUAAGUAUUUACAGACUCAGGGAAGUGGUCCAUGGCCAGUGAACAGAGUAUCAGCACUGGACAGAGCUGUGGGUGAAAUCAGCAGGAUUCUAGAUAAGAAGGUUCAGGCAGAUCAGUUAGCUUUACAGUCCUGUGGUGGUCUCACUGCAUUAUCUAGAAUCAUGUUGGUAAUUGGUGAGUCAACGGAAGUCAAACCGCUUGUUAUUCCCACCAAGUCCCUAUGCAAUGCUGCUAAUGUUCUUAAAUUAGCUUGUAGAAAUUGUUUCGAGAACUGUCAAUACAUGUUAUAUGGUAAUAAAAUGGGACCAAUGGUUGACAUGUUAAUGCAUAGAUUGAAUUUUUUAUUAGGAGGCGAAAAGUCUGAGCAAACAACGAGCAGCAGUAGCAGCUCAACACAUUCCGAGUCGGCAAAGCUGCCGAUAGAUCUUGUUGCAACGGGACUAAUGCAGCUAAUCUCCACCGUGUUGCAUUGCCUUGCUAAAAACAUCACACUCAGUAGUAAGACUACAAGUCCUAAAAGUACCAGCAAAUCCGUUGGUGCUACGAGAUGUGCUAGCAAGUUAGACGUCUUACAACAGUGGGGAACAGAUAUUGUCAGUUAUUUGGUGUCUGUGGGCGUAUUGGAUCAGCUAACUUUAUACUUUAAUAGCGUACAUGGUCCCGUUGAUGAGGAUCCCAAGUCAGCAGAUUUUAUACAGCAUUGUUUGGGAUUACUGGUUGCUAUGACUCGGUUUAUCAUGACAAAAUCCUGCAAUGUGUUUGAUGAGAGCAAAAGAGAUGAUCCAACACAACUACUAAUCACGUUGAAAUUUACCGAGUUUGCUGGUAUUGUGUCCAUGCUGUAUGGGAUAUUACUGCAUGGUGGCGCACCAGCUAGGAAAAGUAACUUCAUACCACCCGAGUUGCCAGAGCAUACCUUAAAUGUUGUCAGCACAGGACUUAAAAUGCUAAAUACUUUUGCGGUUAUAGAUCUUAAAAUGCUACAAGGUGUACUCGGCCAAGAAGGAAUAUCGCUUGAGUUUCGUCACAUUGCGACCUAUCUUCUGUGGUAUUGCUCUAACUGGCGUAAAAAUGAAGAUCUGGUGCAUGAAGUCAUCCUUCUUGUUGGAUAUUUCACGGUUCUCAACCCCGAUAAUCAGCUUAUCGUUCAGCUCGGAAACACACCGACUCUACUCCAACAGCUGUGCAGUUUACCGUUCCAGUAUUUUAGCGAUCCUCGGUUGAUGAAUAUACUAUUCCCAGCUUUAAUAGCAUGUUGCUAUGGCAAUGUUGCCACCAAAAAGAUACUUGAACAAGAAAUGAGUUGCUCACUUUUAGCAACGUACAUCGAGGAAAAAACAAGAGAAAAAGAAAAGCUGAAGCUUCUUCCAUCGGUUGCCAAAACUAAAGACAAAGAAAAAGACAAAGAUGGUUUGUCAAGAAUGAUGUUAGAGUCCCAGAUUUCCAGAAACAUGGUGGGAUCAUGCCAAGAAGUUCUUUGAAGAGAAAUGACAACAAAGAUCUCUGCUGUUAUAAUCUGUUAUGUUUUUCUUUUCAUACAUGAAAAAAAAAAAGUGUUCUGUAUGCUUCCCACUCAUUGGUUCUCACUGUUUAUGCAAAUUCUGCACCUGUCAUUAACUAAUCAGAAAGUGCUUUGACCUGCUGCAUAUUUUUAUUGUAAUUACCAUGGAAACACCCUCGGCAAAUAGCAAUGAAUGUUUUUGUUUGACUGUUUCCAUGCUUUUUGUUUCUAUGCAUGUAUGAUCAUGCUUACCAUAUUAGUUCUAUUAAAAACACAAAUUGCCAAUAGAACGUCACAGAAACCCCCAAACUGUCUUCACUGUAUACCCGAUCAUUGAUACCUGUCAUUUUGGGUAAAUGUAUGCACUACAAAUAGAGCAAACACGGCAUUACAAAACACCACAAAAUGCACGCUCAGACAUUACACGGUCACAUGGACCUGAUUUAUGUGUGUCAACUUGGUUUAUUGACUUUGUGCACAUGCUGUGGAGUUUAUGCAGUAAAACGUUCAUAGUACUGCUGUGUUGUAUACGCUUCACAGUGCCCUGAGGUAUUAAGUAAUUCGUCAGUACUAUGACUUUAAUAUUCACCCAUCGUUCCACCUUUGUAGUUGAUGCGUUCUAUCUAAGUAACCAUGUAUC